Molecule: messenger RNA, 1314 nt
Organism: Nezara viridula (southern green stink bug)
Lineage: Eukaryota; Metazoa; Arthropoda; Insecta; Hemiptera; Pentatomidae
Source: the annotation of a GenBank genome assembly
AUGGAAGACAAUCAUGGAAACAAAUUUGUAUAUUUACAACCUUAUAUUCACCAAGUUGGGGGACAUUCGUCGAUGCUCUGUCUGGAUGAAAACAGGGUAUGCAAGCCAGUAGUUGAAAGAGAGCUUUUAUUCUAUAGAUCUAUACCAGAUGAGUUGAAACCCUAUGCUCCCAACUUUUUGGGAAUUGUUGAAGUUGAUGUCGUAUUUGAUGGAGAAUAUAUGUACCUGGUUGCAUUGAAUGGAGAAGAAUCAGUUAAAAAAAACUCUCAAAUAGGCAGAUUAAGAUUACGGCGUUCUGGGAGUUUUGAAGUUUUGCCUACAAAAUGCCAAUUUGAGGAUGAAAUCUCCAAUGGAAAAAAUGGUACUACUGACAUGAAUCCAUGGGUUCUUAAGUGUCAUAGAGACCAUCUUGUUGCUCUUGUCAAAGCCAUACAUGCUAGCAAAAAACCACAAAAUUUUCUUGUUCUUGAAAAUCUGACUUGUGCCCUUAGAUUUCCAUGUAUCCUUGAUCUAAAGAUGGGCACAAGGCAGUAUGAUGAAAGGGAUAGCCUUGCCAAAAGACAAAGUAAAAUGUUUAAAGUUGUGAACACUACAACUGGAAAAUUAGGAUUGCGGGUUGCUGGAAUGCAGGUUUAUCAAGUUACAACAGGAAGAUUUUUAUGUCGAAAUAAACUUUAUGGAAGAGCACUAACACCUGCUGGAUUUUCUAUUGCAAUGAGGCAGUUUUUACACGAUGGCGUUCGUCUGAGAAUAGAAUUACUUUCUCCAUUCAUAAGAAAGUUGGAAGGGCUUGCUGGUAUUCUUGGUGAACAAAAUAGUUUGAGGCUGUUUACAACAUCUCUUCUGUUGAUCUAUGAAGGUGAUAGCACAACAAUUUUGCAAAAUCAAGAUAGGCUGAAAGAAAAAAGGGACAGCGUUAUUAGAAGUCGUGGAGUGUCAUUAGAUGAAGAAUUAAUUGACAUGGACUAUGAAUAUAUUACAAGAAGCACUUCAGCCGAGAGUAUAACAUCCCUUCUUGAAGGAGUGACAGAAGUUAGAGCUACCCGCUAUCAUGGUAGGAGGAGGAGCAGCAGUUGCGCAGGCCAACCCAGAUCAUCUUCUGAUAUGGGCCUCUCAGACCAGGCAGAAGAAGAGCCUUUCACAGAUGUGAGAGUGAUAGAUUUCGCUCAUUCUUCACAUUCCAGUAUGGCAGAGUGUGGAGUGUAUAAUGGCCCUGAUGAAGGAUUCCUCUUUGGUUUGGAUAACAUUAUUGCUAUUCUCAAAGGGAUUGAGAGGGAUUACAGUAAGAAUCUAAUUGACCAUGGCACGAUAUGA